Messenger RNA from Aureobasidium musti, 1470 nucleotides. NCBI's taxonomy places the organism in Eukaryota, Fungi, Ascomycota, Dothideomycetes, Dothideales, Saccotheciaceae. The record is from the annotation of a GenBank genome assembly.
AUGUCCGAGACCUCAAAUACAGGAUUGGAGUCACUGCCUGACGAAAUCAGGUCCCAUAUCCUGACCUAUCUCAUGCUUCCUCCACCAUCUUGGAAUUGGCAGAAGAAUACGCUUGACAUCAGUCUGACCCACUCAUCCGACUUGAGAAGUAAACCCUUGAAAUCCUUAAUCCUUGUAUCUAAGAUCUGGUAUCGAUUGAUCUCGCCCCUGCUGUACACGCAUCUGCAACUCCGGCUUCAAACUCCUAUAGUGCAGGCUGAACCGUCAUUGCUUGCACCAAAGCUCAAGACUAUAUCGGCCAACUUCAAAGAAUGGCUGUUCAACGAUCCGGGCUAUCCACGCGACAUACGUCUCCCCUAUAGACAUGUUUGGCAAGAUGCAAGAACGGACAAAGCUGCCGUAUGGACAGCUACACUAAAUGACAUCUUGUCCAGCCUGUUCACGUUUCUCGAAUCACCAAACAAUGGCAGCGCUAGUUGUGGUGUACAGUCUCUAACCAUCAUCGCCCAUGAUGAGCUCAGCAAUAACGAUCUCGACUAUAUCCGUGAUGAAGUACACUGUUUGAUCGCUACAACGGCCUUUUGGAACCUGCUAUUCGAGAAGCUUGACCCUGCAAGAGUCUCGGUGCUGGCACCACCAAGUACGCUCGCUUGCCUCCUUGGUUGCAGUAUGAACAUGCUAGACGCUUGGGCAUUUCCGGGUAUGGCUAUGCAGCUGGUCUCGGUUUGGAGAGAGCCUAGGCCUGUGGAAGUCGCAGAUCAAAGUCACUCACUCUCUGAGAACUACUAUGAUAUGAUGCAGCCAGUGGAGCUGGUCAUGGAACCCAAUGAGUACGGUAGACCAGCUCUUUCCAGCUUGAUCUACAUCAGGCCUUGGACUCAUCUGGCUGUUAACGAAGGGUCCUUCCUUGAAGCAUACUCAACAUACGAGUACUUUCACAAGAAUNNCCCCCCUGGUAUUUUGGCAUCGGUAGGUAGAGCGUUCCGGCUUGAAAUGGAAAUGUGGUCGGUAGCAUACAAAGCUGUAUUCCCCUUUGGUAACCAUAUUGGCUCGCCACUGGACCGAAUUACCUACAAAGGCAACUCGUCGAAUGUUCGAAAACUUUACGUCAAGUUGGCACCUGACCCGGACGAUACAAUCCUGGACGACCCGACCCAAAUUGGCAAAGCAGAUAUUGCCGAUUGCUGGCGUGAAGUUGAGUCAGCGUACAGAUUCUUGACAGAUCCUGCUCUCAGGGGCGAAUCAGACAUCACACAGCCUGGGCUAGGCAGGGAGCUUGAGAUGUUUGGGUUCGGUGACGGCAGCAUUACUUCGAUCAGAGAGACGGUCAGUAGCUCAUUGGCCACUGCGGAAUGGCAAGAGGUGAUCAGCAAUGAGUGGCACAGCUCUCGACUUUUAUCGCGUUUAGGGACAUCAACAAUUGAUAGCAAAGUUAUCGCUAGAGGGUUGAACGACAUGCAGAUCGGGUAA